AUGAUGAAAACGAGACACUCUCGGAUUCGGAAAUCGACCAAGCCCUCCUGGACGCUUACGCUCACGCUGCUCGUCACCUGCUGCUUCCUCGUUCUCAUUCUCCUCACUCUCCGCAUUCUCUCCGUUACCAAUGCUAACUCCUCCUCUGCUCUCUCCAAGCCCAACGAUCUUAGCUCCAUCGCUCGUAACUCUCACGUAAGCCAAGAAGGCGACGAUCAGGGAGAGAAGUGGGUUGAAAUAAUAUCCUGGGAGCCCAGAGCUUUUCUCUAUCAUAAUUUUCUGACCAAGGAGGAAUGCGAAUAUCUAAUUAAUAUAGCGAAGCCAAACAUGCAUAAAUCAUCAGUUGUUGAUAGUGAAACUGGAAAGAGUACAGACAGCAGAGUACGGACUAGCUCUGGUGCUUUUCUGGCCAGAGGACGUGAUAAAAUUGUGAGGGAUAUUGAAAAAAGAAUUGCUGAUUUUACUUUUGUACCCGUAGGCCUGCAUGAGACUGAUAUCUGUGAAGUUGAACAUGGUGAAGGACUUCAAGUUCUCCAUUAUGAAGUUGGACAAAAGUAUGAGGCUCAUUUUGACUACUUUCAGGAUAACUUUAACACUAAGAAUGGGGGACAGCGGAUAGCAACAAUGCUGAUGUACCUUUCAGAUGUCGAAGAAGGGGGUGAGACAGUGUUCCCAGAUGCGAAGGGAAAUUUUAGCUCUGUGCCUUGGUGGAAUGAGCUUUCUGAAUGUGGAAAAGAAGGACUUUCAAUUAAACCAAAGAUGGGUGAUGCUUUACUUUUCUGGAGCAUGAAGCCUGAUGCAACCUUAGAUCCAUCUAGUUUGCAUGUUAGGGGCGGAAGAAAAAUGUAUGAAACGAAUAGAUGGAAUGAGUAUAGACCACAGGCUUUUCACGCGGUGUUUUAUGUUUCCGAUCAUAAGUUCAUGGAGACAAUUCCCUUCCCUGGCUCCGUACAACCUAUUGAGGCCACCAUUUGCAUAGCAAACGGCACUCGAAUUUUCUGGGAUACCCACAUGGAGUUUGUGCCAAAUCAAUGCCCUUUGAUGGGUUACUCCGGCAAUUUCGUAGAGAGGGUCAAAAGGGUUGGUACCCUCUUUGUCUCAGCCAUCAUUGGGAACAUUUUAUCAGCGAUCUUGACCUUCUGCUUCGCAUUAGUGGGCACUUUGUUGGGGGCUAUGACUGGAGCCUUGAUAGGCCAAGAGACAGAGAGUGGUUUCAUUAGAGGAGCUGCUAUUGGUGCCAUAUCAGGAGCUGUUUUCUCCAUUGAAGUGUUUGAAUCUUCCCUUCUUCUUUGGAAAUCUGACGAAUCUGGAAUUGGGUGUGCCUUAUAUUUGAUUGAUGUUUUUGCUAGCCUAUUGAGUGGGAGACUAGUGCGUGAAAGAAUAGGUCCAGCCAUGUUGAGUGCUGUCCAAAGUCAGAUGGGUGCGGUUGAAAUAAGCUUUGAUGAGGUUCAAAACCUCUUUGACAUAGGUGUGACCAAAGGCUUGGCGAGAGAUUCAGUAGAAAAGAUCCCAACGAUCACAAUUACAAGUGACAACAAUGUUGAUGCUUCUGGGGAGAGAGUUUCAUGUUCUGUUUGCCUCCAGGACUUUCAGCUUGGGGAGACUGGUAGAAGUUUGCCUCAUUGUCAUCACAUGUUUCACCUACCUUGCAUUGAUAACUGGUUGAUCAAGCAUGCUUCUUGUCCAUUAUGCAGAAGGGAUCUGUAA
Messenger RNA from Sphenostylis stenocarpa, 1707 nucleotides. The record is from the annotation of a GenBank genome assembly. NCBI's taxonomy places the organism in Eukaryota, Viridiplantae, Streptophyta, Magnoliopsida, Fabales, Fabaceae.